AUGGGUUCUUUCUCUCUUUGCUCUAACCUUCAAUCACUUCACGCUUCAAAGCUCCAAUCUUCAUCCAAUUCUCUGUUUUGCUCCCAGUCUAACACAAACCCAAAACGCUUAUGCUUCUUAAACAAAACUUCCAAUUCCAAAAUUAAGCUGACACUCUGUUUAUCUUCUCCAAAGGAUUCCGUUGCUUCCAAUGAUCCUCCUGGAGACGGCAACAUCCCAAACAAUUUCUGCAUUAUAGAAGGACCAGAGACUGUUCAGGAUUUUGUUCAGAUGGAGCUGCAGGAAAUCCAUGAUAACAUUAGGAGCAGGCGCAGUAAAAUUUUUCUCCUGAUGGAAGAGGUGAGGAGGCUAAGAGUACAACAACGGAUCAAGAACAUGAAAGCCGUUGAUGAGACCCAUGAAGAGGAAAAUGAGUUGCCAAAUAUCCCAUCAUCAAUUCCCUUUCUUCCUCAUGUGACGCCGAAGACAUUGCAGCAGCUUUAUCUUACAAGCUUUUCAUUUAUAUCUGGAAUUAUCGUUUUUGGUGGCCUCGUUGCACCUAUUCUUGAGCUGAAAUUGGGUUUAGGAGGUACCUCAUAUGAAGAUUUUAUACGCAACAUGCACUUGCCAAUGCAACUAAGUCAGGUAGAUCCUAUUGUGGCUUCGUUUUCUGGUGGGGCAGUUGGGGUUAUUUCUGCACUGAUGCUAUUAGAAGUUAACAAUGUUGAGCAGCAAGAGAAGAGGAGGUGCAAGUAUUGCCAUGGAACUGGAUACUUGUCAUGUGCCAACUGUUCUGCAAGUGGUAUGUGCCUGUCCAUUGAACCUAUUUCUGUGACCAAUCCUUCUAGUAGUCCAUUGCGUGCACCAACUACUCUAAAGUGUGCGAAUUGCUCGGGUUCAGGAAAGGUAAUGUGUCCGACAUGCCUCUGCACAGGGAUGAUGAUGGCAAGUGAGCAUGAUCCCCGGAUAGAUCCAUUCGACUUGAACUAG
Fraxinus pennsylvanica is the source of this 969-nucleotide messenger RNA. The record is from the annotation of a GenBank genome assembly. NCBI's taxonomy places the organism in Eukaryota, Viridiplantae, Streptophyta, Magnoliopsida, Lamiales, Oleaceae.